GCUCAUUCCCACCAGGACUCUAUAUUGCAUUCAGUAUUACCCAGCGGCCCCUGUCUUCACAUGUUGACAUAUGGAUCUACAGAAUCAAUCCUUCAUUGGUUUCAUUCUUCUGGGCCUCUCAGAGAAGCCAAAUCAUCGAAUGCCCCUUUUCUCUUUUUUCAUGGGCGCCUACGUUAUCUGUAUCAUGGGUAAUGUCCUAAUCCUUCUGCUCAUCUCCACCCAGUCUCAGCUCCACACCCCAAUGUACUUCUUGUUGGGGAAUCUUUCCUUUGUAGAAAUUUGCCUGACGUCUAUCACCGUCCCCCGGGCUCUUUAUAGCCUCCUCUCCCAGGACUUGUCCAUCUCAUUUCAUGGUUGUUUCAUUCAACUUUUCCUGUUCCACAUGGUGGGUAACAUGGACAACUUUUUGCUGGCCAUUAUGGCCUUUGAUCGAUAUGCUGCAAUAUGUCAACCAUUGCAUUACACGACCAUCAUGAGUAAGAGGACGUGCAUCACUCUGUUGACUUCCUCAUGGAUUUUAGUGAACCUCAAUGCAACUCUGUUCACCGUUAUGACCUCUACUCUUCCCUACUGUGGUCGGGUCAUCCACCACUUCUUCUGUGAUAUCCCAGCCAUGUUCUCACUCUCCUGCAUUAACACAUCUGCUCAUCAAAUGGUUGUCUUCAUUGAAGGCUCAAUAAUGCUAAUGGGGCCCAUGUAUUUUAUUCUGGGCUCCUAUGUUCUCAUCAUUAGAGCAGUGUUAAAACUUAGUACGUUCACAAGCCGCCGGCAAACCUUCUGCACGUGUUCCUCUCACUUAUCUGUUGUCCUCCUCUUCUACAGCUCAGUUAUUUUUAUGUAUUGUCAUCCAGGUUCCCUCUUUUCUGCGGCCUAUGAUGGAGUCAUAAGUGUGGUGUACAGCAUCAUAACACCAAUGCUCAACCCAUUUAUAUAUACGCUGAGGAACAAGGAAGUGAAGAACGCUGUGAAGAAGGUGAUACAAUGGUCAAAAGUCGAUGGAAGAAGCAGAAGCUGAGAAGACUUUUGUGGAAUGAUUUUGA
Messenger RNA from Hyla sarda, 1040 nucleotides. RefSeq names its product olfactory receptor 1361-like. Gene Ontology annotation, cellular component: membrane. NCBI's taxonomy places the organism in Eukaryota, Metazoa, Chordata, Amphibia, Anura, Hylidae. The record is from RefSeq and is a predicted model, not a curated record. Gene Ontology annotation, molecular function: olfactory receptor activity; G protein-coupled receptor activity. Bases 71 to 1015 code for a protein of 314 amino acids. Gene Ontology annotation, biological process: G protein-coupled receptor signaling pathway. The transcript has a single exon.